Messenger RNA from Pongo pygmaeus (Bornean orangutan), 1674 nucleotides. It is a transcript of the gene MPND, whose product is annotated as MPN domain containing. The transcript is spliced from 13 exons. NCBI's taxonomy places the organism in Eukaryota, Metazoa, Chordata, Mammalia, Primates, Hominidae. Bases 75 to 1598 code for a protein of 507 amino acids. Gene Ontology annotation, molecular function: protein binding; metallopeptidase activity. The record is from RefSeq and is a predicted model, not a curated record.
CCCUCCUCGGGGCGGGGCCGCGUCACGUGCUGGGAAGCCGGAGUCUGGGGCUCCGGGCGCGGGGAGGCGCGGCCAUGGCAGCUCCGGAGCCACUGUCCCCGGCGGGCGGCGCGGGCGAGGAGGCGCCGGAGGAGGACGAGGACGAAGCGGAGGCCGAGGACCCCGAGCGGCCGAAUGCGGGAGCCGGCGGCGGACGCAGUGGCGGCGGCGGCAGUAGCGUCAGCGGAGGAGGAGGCGGCGGCGGCGGCGGCGGCGGCGGCGGGAGCGGGGCGGGGGGCUGCGGCGGGCCGGGGGGCGCGCUCACCAGGCGCGCGGUCACGCUGAGGGUGCUCCUCAAAGACGCGCUGCUGGAGCCCGGCGCCGGGGUGCUGUCCAUCUACUACCUGGGGAAGAAGUUCCUGGGCGACCUGCAGCCAGACGGAAGGAUCAUGUGGCAGGAGACCGGGCAGAUCUUCAACUCACCCAGCGCCUGGGCCACCCAUUGCAAGAAGCUGGUGAACCCUGCCAAGAAGUCGGGCUGUGGCUGGGCCUCUGUCAAGUACAAAGGCCAGAAACUGGACAAGUACAAGGCCACCUGGCUCCGGCUGCACCAGCUGCACACGCCUGCCACUGCUGCUGAUGAGAGCCCGGCCAGUGAAGGGGAGGAGGAGGAGUUGCUGAUGGAAGAGGAGGAGGAGGACGUUCUGGCGGGGGUCUCAGCAGAGGACAAGAGUCGGAGACCACUGGGGAAGAGCCCUUCAGAGCCUGCCCACCCGGAGGCCACAACCCCAGGGAAGCGGGUGGACAGCAAGAUCCGGGUCCCGGUCCGCUACUGCUUGCUGGGCAGCCGUGACUUGGCCAGGAACCCCCACACCCUGGUGGAAGUAACAUCCUUUGCAGCCAUCAACAAGUUCCAGCCGUUCAACGUGGCUGUUUCCAGCAACGUGCUGUUCCUGCUGGACUUCCACAGCCACCUGACGCGGAGUGAGGUCGUGGGUUACCUGGGGGGCCGCUGGGACAUCAACAGCCAGAUGCUGACGGUGCUCAGAGCCUUCCCUUGUCGGAGCCGGCUUGGGGAUGCAGAGACUGCAGCUGCCAUCGAAGAGGAGAUCUACCAGAGCCUGUUCCUACGGGGCCUGUCCCUGGUGGGCUGGUACCACAGCCACCCGCACAGCCCAGCGCUGCCAUCUCUGCAGGACAUCGACGCACAGAUGGACUACCAGCUGCGGCUGCAGGGCUCCAGCAAUGGCUUCCAGCCCUGCCUCGCCCUGCUCUGCUCCCCUUACUAUUCUGGCAACCCAGGUCCCGAGUCCAAGAUCUCGCCUUUCUGGGUGAUGCCUCCUCCCGAGCAAAGGCCCAGUGACUAUGGCAUCCCCAUGGAUGUGGAGAUGGCCUACGUCCAGGACAGCUUCCUGACCAAUGACAUCCUUCACGAGAUGAUGCUGCUGGUGGAGUUCUACAAGGGUUCCCCCGACCUCGUGAGGCUCCAGGAACCCUGGAGCCAGGAGCACACCUACCUCGACAAGCUUAAGAUCUCCUUGGCCAGCAGGACGCCCAAGGACCAGAGCCUGUGUCACGUCCUGGAACAGGUGUGCGGCAUCCUCAAGCAGGGGAGCUGAGCCUUCCAGGGCAGGGUGGGCUCCAGUUGUCUUGAGGGUCUGGAUGGGCUCAGGUAAUAAAGAAACGGAAGCAGCA